Molecule: messenger RNA, 4631 nt
Organism: Physella acuta
Lineage: Eukaryota; Metazoa; Mollusca; Gastropoda; Physidae
Product: E3 ubiquitin-protein ligase RNF19B
Biological process (GO): protein ubiquitination
Molecular function (GO): ubiquitin-protein transferase activity; zinc ion binding
Source: RefSeq, a predicted model, not a curated record
UUUGCUUGAGCGUUUAGGAGUUGUGCAGUUGCGGCAACAAAUUAAUAGAUUAGGAUGCGGCGUAUUCAUUAACUGGAACGUUCGCUGCUUAUGGAACAUAUAGAUUCUAGAUUUAAGAUGUAGAACUAGAAGGGAGGGAAAAUGUCUGUGAUAUAUUUUCCAAAGACCAUUUGGGACUAUUAUUAAUAGCCUAUGCCCAAGUGUUAAUCUUUACACCACACGCAUGCGCGAUUAAUUGAGGCGUAUGAAUAUUACGACAUUUCCUGUUUUUGUCAACCAUUUUCGCCAACAAAAGUAGGAUUCAUAGACCUUGUUGACACUAAUAACUGGACUGAAUAAAAUUAUGGUUUCAAAGAAGUGAAGUAUCUGCUACUUACAACAGUCAUAACGAUCAUUGAUCCCAUCUAAGGUCUAGUUCCAUCCUGGAUCGAUUUUUCCCUCCCCGCCGGACAUCCUCCAAAAAGCGGGAUAGUGAUGGCUUAUCAGCUUCUUCUGGUGCGUCAAAGGGUUCAGAGAAUAAAAGCAGGGCCUCAACAUUCUCUCUGUCUCACCUGUUACCAUCACGCAGAAGAUCAAAGUCCCGUCUCAGUUUAGAUUCAGACCCAUACAGGUCUGACAGCGGUGCCUGUGGGAUAUCACCCCCUCAUUCCUCCAGCAACGUAACUAGAUCAUCACCUACACCACCCCCCAACAAUUAUUAUCAGUCAGCUUUUGUCUCUUACCAUGGAUCUCUCAGAGGUCAAGGUGAAUCUCACAACUCACUGGACGGCAUUCCGUUGGAAAAAAUAGUUUUUGAAGAAGGCCCGUCAGAAUUUAGCAUGAAAGAAUGUGGCCUGUCAAUACAUAGUGAUGAGAAGAGCUUGAUCAUAAUGGAGUGUCCGGUGUGCCUUGUAGAAAAGUCUAAAGAAAAUUUUCUUGAGAUUUCUACAUGCCAUCACAGAUGCUGCUCUGCUUGUUUGAAAGAAUAUUUUAGGAUUGAAAUAAUGGAGUCACGUCUUGCUAUUGCCUGCCCAGAAUGUUCAGAACUGUUCCAUCCAAACGACAUUAGGGCCAUUGUCUUAGAUGAUAUACUCAUGCAAAAAUAUGAAGAUUUUAUGUUGCGCCGUGUCUUGGCUAUGGACUCUGAUACAAGAUGGUGCCCUGCACCAGACUGCGGGUAUGCUGUGAUUGCAUUUGGGUGUGCUGGAUGUCCCAAGCUGAAAUGUGAACGUGAAGGAUGCAACACCUACUUUUGUUACCACUGUAAACAGUACUGGCACCCAAACCAGACCUGCGAUGCUGCCCGAGCAGAACGCUCCCCCAACAUCCGCUCUUCCUCCAUCAGUUUCAGUCAAGAAUCAGGAACACAGAAUGAAAUAAAGUCUUGCCCUCGCUGUGGUGCCUUCAUUGUUAAAAUGGACGAUGGUUCUUGUAAUCACAUGACUUGUGCUGUGUGUGGGGCAGGCUUCUGUUGGCUUUGUAUGAAAGAAAUUUCAGACUUACACUAUUUGAGUCCAUCAGGUUGCACAUUUUGGGGCAGGAAGCCGUGGAGCAGAAAGAAAAAAAUAUUGUGGCAGUUAGGUACACUGGUGGGUGCACCUGUAGGCAUCACUCUUGUGGCAGGUAUUGCCGUCCCUGCUAUGAUUAUUGGAAUACCUGUCUGGGUUGGUCGAAAGAUUCAUUACCGAUUUGAUGGCGCCUCCAAACAUAAACGGAACUUGGCAAUAACUGGUGGAGUGGCAGCUUCAAUUAUUGCUGCACCCAUCAUUGCUGGCUUAGCUGUUGGUAUUGGUGUUCCCAUUCUGUUAGCCUAUGUUUAUGGAGUUGUUCCAUUCUCAUUGUGUCGCAGUGGAGGCUGUGGUGUGACAACAACAAACACAGGUGGUGUCAGAUUUGAGUUUGAUGAACGUGAUGAUACCACAACUCACGGGCCUUACAGCUAUGCAGGUGACAAUCACAGCAUUGAGACCGCACCAAAUGUGGCUAAUCCAAGCAUUGCCCCAAGUAUAGGAGAUGCCAGUCUGGGCAUGACAAACAGUCUGAGUGCAUCUGGCAGCCACAUAGACCGGGCUGGAGUUUUGAGGGACGACUGUGAUAGAGACUCUGCUAGUCAUCAAGCUAUUGCCGGCACCAGUAUCAAUGGGAGUGUGUGCAGUGCCACCUACAGCUCACAGCACCACAAGUUGGAAGUUCAAGCAGAUAUUUUAGAACAUUCUUCCAACUGUGAGCGGUCGAGUGUUGGUGGGGAGUCUUACAGUAUGUCCCUGAAUGAUGAUGCCAGUACUAGAGCCUUGGCUGGGUCUAUUGUAUCCCCCAAGGAUAAAGAUGGUAUAUCACUUUGUUCAAGACACUUUGAUGGAGCUUCUGGUCCCCUAGCUUAUCCUGAAGAGACCUCAGAGAAGGAUGAAGAGUGUGGCUCCUCCUCCAGUGGGAGUGGCCAACACCAGAGGGGCAGCUCAUCUUGUCCUACAUCUCCACACCUAAGGAAGGCAAGUCCUGCCCCUUCUGAGGAUACAAGAAGCACCAGAGGUAAAAAAUGCACCCGCUUCAUGGACCAAGUUUCUGAGAUUGAGUCAAAAAGUGAUUGCCUGAGCAUAGGUUCCAUCAUCAGCACCAGCAGUAGCUCCCCUUGCUACGAGGGUGUGUCACCAACCAUGCCAACAUACUCCACCCUGUCCCUGACAACCGCUCCCAUCACAACACAGGCUGCCCUUGCUAGCUGUGAAAGCCUGAUGAGCGAGGGAAAAGCUGAAUCCAUCGGAGCCUCUGACAUUUGCCAAGCUGUCAAUAUUGGGAGUGCUGUCCGCAUGAAAGCUGAAUCAACCAGCAAGCUUAUGGAUGGUGCAGAUUCUCGCCGGUGCGAGAUGGGCGGCACUCGAAGGAAAAGUGACACUAGAUCCAGAGACGACAUCAAUUCAGCUGAAAGGUCUUUGGUUUCCAGAAAGAAAAAAGGUUCUGUCUGCGAGAAGGAGCACCGGUCCCAGCCAGGGAAUCUGUCUGAUAUCUCAGAAAUACGAGGCAUGCCUUCCCUCCAUGCUGCUGGCUGCCCUGACCUGCUUGCUGUCAUUGAUACCAAGUGUGAAAAUGUUUUUGUUGAGAAAAAGUCCAGGCUUUUGUCUGCUUCAUCAUCUUGUUCUUCCUCCUUCGAGGACCCCAUGGAGUUGCGGUCGUCCAGGAGAUACCACACUGUGGACAGAGUUGUGUUUGAGUCCUGUGGGAAGGAAGACAUGAAUGCCAUGCUUGAGUAUGGCGGUUCUCUGUCUGAUGUAGCUCACAGCCUGUCGGACGUUAACAUUUCUGGUCUUGACGGACCUCUAAAAUCUGUGAUGCCAACGUCGUCCAUUUAUCUGGAUAAACAAAGUCUGACUGUUUCAAAGAAAGAGAAUGUAAACACUCGUACGUGGUUGACUUCAGAGGAUGCGGAAAGUGAAAAGGUCCUGACUGCAUUGUGUAAGCGUGAUUCUUGUGUGUCGCGUACCAGCAUAGGCAGUGACUGUGGUUUGGCAGCCUCCCCCUUGCCUGAUGUUGAAAUGCCAAGCUGUUCCCCUGACACUGCUGCACCUUCCCAGCGAGGUGACGAUCCCAUGAGUCUGGUUCUGUCCCCUGUUGUUAGAACAGCUGAUGCGCCUCGCCCAGCACAUAAAACUUUAGUGCACCUGCAUGGUUCCAUUCAAGGCACAGUCCAUAUCUACCCCCACCCCAUGGGAUUAGUCCUGAGAGGUUCAUCUGACCACAGCUCCUAUGAGCCAGGGAAAAAUAUUUUGGCCACCAAGUCACCAAACACAUCAUCUGAAGUUAAGCCACUAAAUUAUGAAGUGUCAAUUUUGCCUUCACCUGAAAAGCAAGACCACAGCAAGUCCAGAAAAGGCAGAAAAGAUGGCACAAAAACGCCAUCUGCUGUUCUGACCUCUCCAAAAAACUUACAUUCUCAGCUGCCAGAUAAAGCUGAAUGCCUUCACACUGAUUUAUAAAAUAGAUUUUUGUUUACAGGAAAGACAAAACUUUGUACAUAAUCUUCAUUCAGCAGUUAAGUUUGAAUGUAUAUUUUUUAUGACAAAUCCUUGUUACAUGACCAAAAAUCUCACAAAAUAUCAAGUUUAUCUUGGUUUUUAUUAUCACUUUCCUAGCCAAACAGACUUGAAGAAUAGUUUUUAAAAAGAAACCACAUCCACUUGAAAUAAAUUGUUUUUCUGGAAAAAAAUAUUGUUUUUGUAGUAAUUAAAUACUUUGAAUAAAUAUUUCAAAUUUGCUGUUUAUUUGUUGGAAAUAAAAACCAUAUUGCAUUAUAAAAAAUAGCUGAAUGGAUCAGAGUAUUUUUAUUUUUAGAAUUUGUCUUAGGUGGCUUUAUUUUUUUGUUUGCAUUUUUUAUGUGAUCAUUAUAUAUUUAUUUUAAGUGUUGUCCAUAAAUGAUGUCACACUCCUAGGUUUUAAAGUUUUUGUGGCAGUGUGACUUUUGAUGCUAAAAGAUUUUGCAGGUCUAAACGAAAUGUAUCUAUGUAUCUCAUCUUUGACCCAGCUCAUUUAAAAUUUGACAUAGAAAUUUCUGUUCACAAAACAAAAAUUGUGGUGUGAUGUCAGUUAUGAAUGACACUUUAAGGCAUAAAUAGCUUUGCCACUUUUUUGUUACAUUUUCUUUAAUUAAAAUAAACUAU